AUGCACGGGAAUGGCAAGCUCACGCGCAAACAGAUCGAUGAGAAAUUCCGAAUCUUCCGGCGCGGUCAAACCGUCGUGGAUCUGGGUUAUGCGCCAGGAUCAUGGUCGCAGGUAGCCGUGAACCGAACGCAACCGAGCGGACGAGUGCUCGGGGUUGACAUUAUCCCCGCGCAACCGCCAAAAGGCGUAUCUACAAUCCAAGGAAACUUUCUGUCGCCCGAGAUUCAAGAAUAUAUCGAGGAGUUUUUGCGCAAUCCGAAUCGAGGCCGAGCACGCCAACCCGGACAUGAUGACCAUGGCACUUCCAACAGCCCAUUGGAAGCGAACGAGGAGGCUGUGGAUGGGACGGAACCUUCUGAGACGAGACAGUGGAGGACGGUGGAUGUGGUGCUCAGCGAUAUGUCUGCUCCCUGGAUGAUGAACACCAGCGGAAACAAUUUUCGAGACCACGCGGGGAGUAUGGACCUCUGUAACGCUGCGUUGCAGUUCAGCUCAAAGGUUCUCAAAGCAGGCGGGCAUUUUGUCUGCAAGUUCUACCAGGGAGCCGAGGACAAGGAGUUGGAGAGGCAGCUCAAAGAGAUGUUCUCGAAGGUGCACCGACUCAAGCCAGAGUCAUCACGCAGCGUGAGCUAA
Molecule: messenger RNA, 633 nt
Organism: Penicillium oxalicum
Lineage: Eukaryota; Fungi; Ascomycota; Eurotiomycetes; Eurotiales; Aspergillaceae
Exons: 5
Coding region: 1-633 (210 amino acids)
Biological process (GO): RNA methylation
Cellular component (GO): mitochondrion
Molecular function (GO): rRNA (uridine-2'-O-ribose)-methyltransferase activity
Source: RefSeq, a predicted model, not a curated record